AAUAACCCACUUUUAGUUCUAUUACUCUCCAUUCUUUAUUAAUUAAAGUUCAUUAUCACAUGAAAAUUCCUUCAUUUUAAGCCUUUUUAUAGUUCCUCACAUGAUAAAACAAAAUCUCUAUUUAUGUAUUAAUUGAGUAACUUUUUCUAUACAUUUUGUUGACUACUGGUCUAUAUAGGAGGAAAUGUGUGUUGUUCAAUCAUUCUAUUUUUUUUAUCUAUUUUGCCUUUCCCAAUAAAAGAAUAUGACAUUCAGCUUUUCCUCUCUAUAUCUCUCUCUGUUUAGUCUAUAUUAUGCAUAUCUGAGGAUAUAAUAUAUAGUGUAUAUAUCAGAUUUAGCUUCUCUGAUUUGUUAUUGUGGAAAAUAUAUAAAUAUUAUUUGGUAGAGAUUAUGGGUAAGGUUAGUUUUGGAAAAGUAUUGGAUUGCCUUUGUGUUACUACAAGAUCAACUUCUUCAUGUUUCUGCAUGAAUUACUUCGAGGAAAUUAAUGAAAAUGAAGAGUUUGAGAAAAAACCUCUUAUAGCAAGUCAAAAUGGUGAUGGUCAUGGUGAGGUGCUGAGAUUGAAAGAUGUUGUUUCUGCCAAGCAAACUUUGGCUUUUCAACUGAAGCCUAAGAUAGUGGUGCUUAGAGUUUCUAUGCACUGCAUUGGCUGUGCAAGGAAGGUUGAGAAACAUGUUUCCAAGUUGGAAGGAGUGAGCUCAUACAAAGUAGACCUGGAAAGCAAGAUGGUGGUUGUAAUUGGAGACAUUAUUCCUUGUGAAGUGCUACAAAGUGUUUCCAAAGUUAAAUUUGCUCAGCUUUGGAAUUCUCAAUCCUAAACUUUUGUGUGUAUCCAAAUAUGCAUUCCACCUCAUCAACAUAUUGUACUCCUAUAAUUUUCAUUUAAUUUUUUUUAAGUGCUAAGUUAAAUGUAUAUAUAACUUAUUACUAUAUGUAUGGAUUGUUUGUAACAUAUGUUUAAGUUCCCCAUCUCUUGUCUCUAAUAUAUAUGUUUUUUAACUUA
Mercurialis annua (annual mercury) is the source of this 1004-nucleotide messenger RNA. Its product is annotated as protein SODIUM POTASSIUM ROOT DEFECTIVE 2. The record is from RefSeq and is a predicted model, not a curated record. NCBI's taxonomy places the organism in Eukaryota, Viridiplantae, Streptophyta, Magnoliopsida, Malpighiales, Euphorbiaceae. Gene Ontology annotation, molecular function: metal ion binding. The coding region runs from base 391 to 819 and encodes 142 amino acids. The transcript has 3 exons.